This is a messenger RNA of Rubroshorea leprosula, 840 nucleotides long. NCBI's taxonomy places the organism in Eukaryota, Viridiplantae, Streptophyta, Magnoliopsida, Malvales, Dipterocarpaceae. The record is from the annotation of a GenBank genome assembly.
CGGCUCUACGGGUAAAGAUUUAAAGGUUCGUUGUUUGGCGCGCGUGAAAAAAAGACGCAGAGCCGGCUCCAACUUUGCAGCCAAGAUGAAACCGGAGGAGAGCAUUCAAGAUAUGUGUACAAGAUUGAAUGAUAUAGUCACCAAUCUCAAAGCUUUUGGUAAAGUCUAUCCUCCUCAAGAAGUGGUGAGAAAGGUUCUUAGAAGCUUGCCUAAGAGUUGGGAAGCCAAGAAGACUGCAAUUGAAGAAUCUAAGGAUCUCAACACUCUCAAGCUUGAAGAUCUCAUUGGAAAAUUGAUGACAUAUGAGAUAGAAGUUCAAGUUGAUGGUGGAGUUGAAGUAGUUGAGAAGAAGAAGAUGGAUGUUGCAUUCAAGGCUAGCAAACAAAAGGAAGAAAGUGAAGAUGAUGCUAGCAAUGAAGAGAACAUCACCAAAUUGGUUUCAAAGGAAGUGAAGAAAUACAUGAAGAAGAGCCUCAAAUGGAAAUCCUCUAGAAGAAACAAGGAAAUUCACUAUUCUAGAGGAAGACAAUGUAGUGAUGAUGAUGAUGAUAGAGGAAAGCCAAGUAAGAAGCAAAUCAAAUGCUAUGAGUGCAACAAGACGGGGCAUUAUAGAAAUGAAUGCUCUCAAUUGAAGAAGAGUGAGAGGAAAGACAAGAAGAGCAUGAAGAAGAAAGCUUUUGUUGCCACUUGGAGUGAUGAUUGAUGAGUUUAAUUUUUAUAUGCAUUUAUCUACCCUUUUUGAGCAUAGAAUUUAAUAUUAUGGGUCCUUUGUAACUUAGUUUCACCUUUGUUUAUAUUAAUUUCAUUAUGUGUAGGUGGAAAUUAAGAUAUGAAUUAAUU